CACACCAAGAUUGUUAAAACUGGCCUUAGGUUAUUGAGCGAUCUGAUUAGGAUUUACCCUCGUAGCAAGGCCUAUUUAUCAUGUGGAGGUUUCAUUCAGGUCUCUUUUUUUAAAAACACACUGUCUUUGGCAGGAGAAAGACCAGACUCAGAGGAACCAGAGCCAGGGACGUCCAAACCAACAAGAAGACACCAGUGUUCCCACUGUGGAAAGUGUUUUAACCAGUUAAGGGACCUGAAAGUUCACGAGAUAAUACACACAGGGGAGAAGCCUUACCACUGCUUCCAGUGUGGCAAGUGUUUUAAGCAGUUAGGGAACCUGAAACAACAUGAGAGAAUACAUACAGUUGAAAAGCCUUACCAGUGUUCCCACUGUGGAAAGUGUUUUAACCAGUUAAGGGACCUGUACCGACAUGAGAGAAUACACACAGGGGAGAAGUCUUACCACUGCUCGCAGUGUGGAAAGAGUUUUAACGGGUCAGGGUAUCUGAAAAAGCAUGAGAGAAUACACACAUUGGAGAAGCCUUACCACUGCCCCCAGUGUGGAAAGUGUUUCAACCAGCCGGGGGAGCUGAAAUGUCACGAGAGAAUACACAGAGGGGAGAAGCGUUACCACUGCUCCCAGUGUGGAAAGUGUUUUAACAAGUUAGGGAACCUGAAACAACAUGAGAGAAUACACACAGGGGAGAAGCCGUACCACUGCUCCCAGUGCGGUAAGAGUUUUAACAAUUUAGGGAACAUGAAAAAACAUGAGAAUACACACAAGAAGCCUUACCACUGCUCCCAGUGUGGAAAGUGUUAUAACCUUUUAGAGAACCUGAAACAACACGAGAGAAUACACACUGCCUUACCACUGCUCCCAAUGUGGAAUGAGUUUCAACCAGCCGGGGGAGCUGAAAUGGCAUGAGAGAAUACACACAGGGGAGAAGCCUUACCAUUGCGGAAAGUGUUUCAACCAGCUGGGGGAGCUGAAAUGCCAUGAGAGAAUACACACAGGGGACUUGCUGUCUUAUAUUGUUGACUGAUAAUGAUUACCUGUUUUUACCAUAUGAACUUGAAUUGUACAAAGUAUACUAAAACAUAUAUUUGUAUGUUUUUAUUAGAAAAAAUGACUAGAAUAUGGAGUUUUAAUAUAGAGUAGGUCAGAUUCCUUCUGUUUUAAAUUGUCCUUUUUUAAACUCUGACACUGUGUGUGUGUUUAUCUGUGUGUCAUUCCUCCAGCACUGCAGAUAAUCAAGUGUUAUUUGGAUGUGAUGCAUUUGUUCCGUUGUUUACAUUUGCAAUGUUGGCCCAGUGAUGAUUUAAUGAAAUGAAAAUGUUCACAGACUCUGUAAUGCAAAAUGUUAAUUGUAUGUGUCCACAUAUCUGAGUAUGUGACUUGUGGUGGAUGAAUCAGAAUUAGUUGGGUAACAUAGAUAAUUAAGAUGUCUUAUCUGCAUAAUAUGCUGAUGUGAUGUACUUGUUAUUAGAAUGUAUCCCUUUGGACUCUGGUGAUGGCAGUUGCACUUCUUCCCUCAGCUGGGGCUCAGUCACCUGGGGCCCAGAGAGGGAAGAGGUCAGGCUUGUCUUUUACAUGUCCCUGGUGCUAUGCAGAAUAUCAGGAAGGGAAGAGGACAGGAGGGAACAUUGUCUUCAUAUGUGAAUGUAUCUGUUAAACUAUGUAAAGGGAUGGUGUGAUUAAUGGGGAACCAAUUACUGGUUUCCACAAUGUCUGUGCGCAAGUCACUCCCUCCUUUGGCAUUGGGGGAGGUGUAUGGCAGCGUCUGGAACCAUUGUAUGUCCUCUCUGAUGUUGCACUUAUCCUGGGAUAGUGUAUGACCUAGAGGCUCACUCCCCUCAGUGAGCUUGUCCAGGAGUGGGGUCAAGAAGGGGUUUUACUUGAGAUGGGAGUAUCUAGAGUUGACAAUUGAGUUAUGCCAUUGGAUGGGUUGGUGUUUUUGUGCAAUGAAGUACCAGGAAAGAGAUUAGAACCUCGUCUUAGGGACCAAACUGAAUGAUAAAUUAUAGCGAAUGCUAUCUGGCUACGGGAUACUCCUUUCUCAUUAUAAAGUCUCACUUUGUGAACUGUUCCUAAUAUCUGUGGUUUGUUAUGUCGACUAGGGGGGUGGAUCUUUGCUAUAAAAGAUCUCAGUAGCCAUUGUUUUGACACUCAACGGUUUAUUAUAAAUAGUGAAUUGUUGAAAGUCAUUGCAAAGAUGUAGUUUAAGUAUAACUCUGAUUGGUGUGUGAAGUUUGUCUCUCCUCAUUUGGUAAUACAGAAAUUAACCACCACAGACGAAACUUGUGAAACUGACCUAUUAUAAUCUCCUGUUCCUGGGAGUAUCAUCCUGCGUUGCAAACCAGCUGCCCCUGCGUCUUUGUAUGAAUAAAGUCCCUCCCAGGAACAGGAAACUAUAAAGAUAUGUACUAUAAAGAUAUGUGCUCAUCACCUAAUGCUUCAGGAAUUCAAACUGUCUACACUGCGCUGUGUAACUGUUAUUCUCUCUGAGCUCAGAAAUAAAGAAUCUUGGUUUGA
Salvelinus fontinalis (brook trout) is the source of this 2514-nucleotide messenger RNA. Its product is annotated as gastrula zinc finger protein XlCGF17.1-like. The transcript has a single exon. Gene Ontology annotation, biological process: negative regulation of transcription by RNA polymerase II. The record is from RefSeq and is a predicted model, not a curated record. Lineage: Eukaryota; Metazoa; Chordata; Actinopteri; Salmoniformes; Salmonidae. The annotation marks the transcript as partial. Gene Ontology annotation, molecular function: DNA-binding transcription repressor activity, RNA polymerase II-specific.